GAUGUCGGGAAUCCCUCUCCCUGUAGGACUCCGAGCUGCGAGCGAGCUGCAGACGCUGCUGGGAGGAAGUGGCACGUACUGCAUACACGUGAGCCGUCAAGUUUGCCCUGUUCCCUGCCCGUGUUUUCAUCCGCCGCCCCUGAGAGAGAAGAUGUGCCUCCGUGUGCCCGUGGAGAGGCGGUUUUAAUGGCAGAGCUUAGUAAAGAGAUAACAUGCUCCUCCGCAUCUUCAGCUGCAUUUCCUGCUCAUAAACACGAGAUCUUGUGCCGCAAGGUGACCAGAGCGAGCCCGACUUGAAUAGGGUCCACCAUGUUUCCUGAUGCGCUGGAAGCAGCCGGGCGGGUGGAGGGCCUGCCACUGUCCUCCCCACAACCACUACCAGAGCUAGAAGAAGAGGAAGCAGAGGUAUCGUCGGAAAAGGGGCCAAAGAGACGAGGCCGCUAUCGGAAAAGCCUGCAGCUUUUAAAGCCCUUCAGGAUAACACACAAACACCAGCACCCAGUCGAUAACGCUGGCCUCUUCUCAUUUAUGACUCUGCACUGGCUAUCCCCGCUGGCGCUGAAGGCCUACAAGACGUCCAGCUUGUCUAUCGAUGACGUGUGGGGACUGUCUUGCCACGAAGCCUCUGAAAUCAACUGCCAAAGGCUCGAAUCAUUGUGGCACGAUGAACUGAAGAAGCGAGGGCGAGAGGGGGCAUCCCUGACAAGAGUCUUUUGGAGGUUCUGCCAAACCCGCAUGCUGGUGGCCAUCUUUUCCCUGCUCCUCACAAUGCUGGCAGGCUUUGUUGGGCCCGCUCUCCUGGUUCGAGCUCUGCUGGAAUACGCCCAGAUGUCUGAAAGCUGUGUGCCGUACGGCCUGUCUCUGGUAGCCGGGAUCUUCCUCUUGGAACUCAUGCGCUCAUGGUCUUUGGCGCUCAUGUGGGCCGUCAACUACCGCACUGCAGCACGCCUCCGUGGGGCAGUUCUUACUUGUGCCUUCCACAAGAUCCUCCGCCUGCGCAGCACUAAAGACAUCAGUUCAGGCGAGUUGAUCAACAUGUGCUCCAGUGAUGGCCAGCGGCUGUAUGAAGCAGUGUCAGUGGGCUGUCUGCUGGCUGGAGGGCCUCUGGUGGGAAUACUGGGUCUUUCCUACACUGCGUACUUCCUUGGUCCCACUGCCCUGCUGGGGUCAGCCAUUUUCAUCAUCUUCUACCCUGCCAUGAUGCUUGCAUCGAGGCUGACGGCGUAUUUCCGCAAGAAAUGUGUGUCAGUGACUGACCGGCGCGUGAGGCUUAUGAACGAGAUCUUGGGCUGCAUAAAGUUCAUCAAGAUGUAUUGCUGGGAAGAUGCCUUUGCUCAAAACAUCAACAAGGUGAGGUCAGAAGAGAGGGGGAUACUGGAGCAAGCCGGGGUCAUCCAGAGCUUCACAGUGGGUGUGGCUCCCAUCGUCGUGGUGAUAGCGAGUGUAUGCACAUUCACUCUGCACAUGACCAUAGGCUAUGACCUUACUGCGGCUGAGGCUUUCACUGUGGUUGCAGUUUUCAACUCCAUGACCUUUGCCUUGAAAGUCACACCAUUGGCUGUCAGGUCACUGUCGGAGGGUGCUGUGGCAAGCAAAAGGUUUCAGAGGCUCUUCAUGAUGGAUGACAGAGAGUCUGUUUUGAUCAAAUUGGAAGAUCCUAGCAAUGCAGUCGAAUUUCGGGAUGCCACACUGGCAUGGGAAAAGGCUCGACCGCCCGCUGCAAAACCUAACUCACCUCCCAAGAAACAGUUCAACAGAGGAGGGAUGAAGCGAGUGCUACGCAGGGAGAAGCUUAGUCUGUACAUUUCAACAGAGGACGGCAAAGGAAUCAAGGAAGGUCCCAACGCACAAAGUCUCCUCACAAAUAUGGAGCAGGAAAGUCCACAAAGCACCAUCUCCUCCACUCAAAGCAUACGACCUCCACUGCACAAGACCCUGCACCGCAUUGACCUACGUAUUAAAAGGGGUGCACUGGUGGGGAUCUGUGGAGGUGUUGGUAGUGGAAAGAGCUCUCUUCUGUCGGCUCUACUGGGACAGAUGACCCGGUUAGAGGGAAGUGUAGCUGCCAGCGGUGGUUUUGCUUUUGUGUCCCAGCAAGCCUGGAUCCUUAAUGAAUCACUGAAGGAGAACAUCUUGUUUGGGAAGGAGUAUGACGAAGACAAAUAUAAUGCUGUUCUGGAAGCUUGCUGUCUGCUCCCAGAUCUUCCAGAGCUGCCAUAUGGAGACAUGACAGAGAUUGGGGAGAGAGGUGCCAACUUGAGUGGGGGACAGCGUCAAAGAGUGAGCAUGGCUCGUGCACUGUACAGCGAGCGGCCCAUACUUCUCCUGGAUGACCCGCUCAGUGCUGUUGACGCUUGUGUGGGUUCCCAUGUCUUUAACAAAGCUAUACGGGGUGCCGCCAAAGGCAAGACAGUGCUCUUUGUAACCCAUCAGCUGCAGUAUCUGUCAGAGUGUGAUGAUAUCAUUCUGAUGAAGGACGGGCAGAUUGCAGAGCACGGCACCCAUGCUCAGCUAAUGGGUAAAGAGCGUGACUAUGCCACCUUAUUCAACAGCAUGCAACAGGAGAAUCUGGUGAAAGAGAAUUUAAAAAACAAACAACAGAAGGCAGGUGCAGAAAAGGCUGAUAGUGUUGUCAAGGUUGCCAAGGUCGCAUCCGAGGUGGAGAGCAAAAAAGGAGGACAACUGAUGAAAGCUGAAGAGAAGGGUUCUGGUGCAGUAGCCUGGUCGGUGUAUAGAGCCUACAUCAAAGCAGCAGGAGGUCCAAUAGUCUUCAUCAUCAACACCUUCUUCUUCCUGUCCACCACAGGCUGCAUAGCCUUCUGUAACUGGUGGCUGAGCCAUUGGAUCAGGCAGGGCAGCGGGAACACAUCAUUAAUUUUGGUGAAUGAAACAAUGGAAAGCAACAGCAUGAGGCUCAACCCUCAUAUUCGGUACUAUUCAACUGUUUACGUCAUCUCCAUGGCAGCUGCUUUAUUGCUGAAGACAAUCAGAGGGCUGGUGUUUGUAAAGUGCACGGUGAAGGCUGCCUCCGUGCUCCACGACAAGCUGUUCCGCCGGCUCCUCCUCAGCCCCAUGCACUUUUUUGAUACAACACCUCUGGGUCGUAUCCUGACCCGCUUCUCCAGGGACAUGGAUGAGGUGGAUGUGCGUCUCACCAUGCAAGCUGAAAUGCUGCUGCAGAACCUCACCCUGGUGCUGUUCUGCCUGGGAAUGGUGGGAAUCAUCUUUCCUUGGUUCCUGGUCUCCAUCCUGCCCCUCUUAGUCUUCCUUUUCAUUGUCAACCGUGUCUCCAGGGUUUUGAUCCGUGAGCUAAAGCGCCUGGAAAACAUCAGCCAAUCACCCUUCACCUCUCACAUCACCAGCAGUCUUCAGGGACUCUCUACCAUCCAUGCUUAUGGAAGGGGGCACGACUUCCUCCAAAGAUAUCAGGAAUUGCUGGACACUAACCAGGCCUCUAACUACCUCUUCAGCUGCGCUAUGCGUUGGCUGGCUGUCCGCCUGGACCUCAUCAGCAUCUCUCUUAUCACUGGUGUAGCACUUCUCAUUGUCUUCAUGCACAAACAGAUACCUCCAGCCUAUGCGGGCCUGGCCAUAUCAUACGCAGUGCAGCUGACUGGAUUGUUUCAGUUUACGGUGAGGCUGCUCACGGAAACCGAGGCUCGGUUUACAUCAGUAGAGAGGAUCAAUCAUUACAUAAAGUUUUUAGAGAGUGAAGCUCCACGAAAAAGUCCCGAGGCAGCCACUCCUGCCCCCUCUUGGCCUCAGCAGGGAAAGAUUACCUUCCAGGAUGUUGAGAUGCGUUAUCGUGACAAUCUACCGCUGGUGCUUAAGAAAUUGUCCUUUACCAUCCUGCCCGAAGAGACAAUCGGCAUUGUGGGCCGCACAGGAUCAGGAAAGUCCUCUCUGGGUGUAGCUCUGUUCCGACUUGUUGAGCUGACAGGAGGCUCUAUUAUCAUCGACGGAAUCAAUAUUGCCCAGAUUGGUCUGGAUGACCUGCGGAGCAAGCUAGCCAUCAUUCCUCAAGAGCCUGUGCUCUUCAUCGGCACCGUCAGGACCAAUUUAGACCCAUGGGACCAAUACACUGAUUCACAGAUAUGGGACGCUCUUGAGAAAACACAUAUAAAAGAGAUGGUCAGCCAACUGCCUCACUCCCUCCACUCAGAGGUAACAGAGAACGGAGAGAACUUCUCAGUGGGAGAGCGACAGCUACUCUGUGUGGCCAGAGCUCUUCUGCGAAACAGCAAGAUUCUCAUAUUGGAUGAGGCAACAGCAGCCACCGACACUGAGACAGAUCGCCUGAUCCAAGAGACCAUUCGCUGUGAAUUUGGCAGCUGCACCACCCUCAUCAUCGCUCAUCGUCUCAACACUGUGAUGAACUGCAGCAGGGUCAUGGUCCUGGACAACGGCCAGAUUUUGGAGUUUGACAGUCCGACUGCUUUGCUGGCAGAUGAAAACUCAAGAUUCAGAGCCAUGAUAGAAGCAUCGGAAAACCAAAGGAGAUGAAAUACGCAGGAGCUGAAUGUUUGGAUGCAAGCUGUGACACCACAAAAUAUUCAGUGAAAUUACUGAAUUGCACAAAAAUACAAUUAAUCAGACCCUGCCAUGGUGUGAAAGUGAUGUGUUAAGAAUUACAGAGACUCUUUGCAAUAGCUGCUCUGUGUAACUAUGUCUGAUUAUUUUCAAACCAAAGACCCCGGUGGCAACAUUUCUGAGGGGCACGUCAAAUCUUACUAUGCAAAGAAAGACAUCAUAGCCUACUGCUCUUUGCCACCAUGUUGCAAAAGUUAUUUACUGGAGGCUAAAUAAUUAACUGUAAGUGAAACAGAGCAAUGACUCUGUCAACAGCACUUUAUUUUUCAUCUGGACACAUGGAAGCUCAUGUGGCGCCCCUUUUUCCUCUGUCUCGAGACAACGCAGAAUUAGUUUACGUCAUUUUAUAUUUGUAACCAAGACCUCACUGUGCAUGAAUUUACUGUCAAGGAAAUAAUGGUGUGAAUCAGAUUAAUAAUCAUUUAUACAUCAUUUAUAUAGUCUAGAUAAUUUAUCAGUUAGUAAUUAUUAUUCAAUACAUUUAUCUAAAUCUAAAAAAUACAUACAUAAAUACAUUCCAUAGAGGCACUGUCUAAAAAUGUUGUUUUUCAUGUUUGAUGCAUCUAGUUCAAUGUUAUUAUGCAGUCAUUUCAGUAAAUUAUUGCAGAUGCAAUAUGUGCCUAGAGCUGUCCAUAUUUCAGGUCAUAUAAUGGAAUUAGCCAUGUAAGCAUGCUGUUAUAGACUUCGUGUGCGUACUGUUUUUUUUUUUUUUAAAUGAGCUAAUCUUUCCUCUAAAUUAAAAUGCCGGAGUUUAAAAUAUACAAAUUUUACAUUGACAGUAUUGUUUUUACCAGCAUAGGAGUGGUCUUGUUGAAGAAAAAGUAUGUUAUACAGUUGCAAUAACAGAUGUCAACCACGGUAGUUAUUUGCAACGAAGCUGAAAUGGAUGAUGUGUCUUCAAACAUUGUGUUUUCAGUAAAAACUAAAGAUUGUAAACUUCUGCCUUAUAAUCAAGUAUGCUGAAAAAACAUGAAGAGUGCAAUAUGUUUCUAUUGCAUUGAUACAUUUUCAAGAUUGCCUUUGUACACUUGAGAUUGUAAUGUUGCAAUAUAUUUUUUGUAAGUGGUUGAUUUUUGUU
This is a messenger RNA of Scomber scombrus (Atlantic mackerel), 5668 nucleotides long. RefSeq names its product ATP-binding cassette sub-family C member 5. The transcript is spliced from 29 exons. Gene Ontology annotation, molecular function: ATP binding; ATP hydrolysis activity; ABC-type transporter activity. The record is from RefSeq and is a predicted model, not a curated record. Gene Ontology annotation, cellular component: membrane. Gene Ontology annotation, biological process: transmembrane transport. The coding region runs from base 310 to 4503 and encodes 1397 amino acids. NCBI's taxonomy places the organism in Eukaryota, Metazoa, Chordata, Actinopteri, Scombriformes, Scombridae.